CACACCAUGCCAUGCAGACAGACAGCAAACCUGUCCGCAAACUCUCUUCAUGCAUAGUACAGCACAGGCGCCGCAACACAUGGCCAGGAAAACUGACGGUCAGGUUCCAAGAUCAGGCCUCCAGCAUGGAAGAGACCAUAUGGGAGCAGUAUACGGUGUCUUUGCAGAAGGAUAGCAAAAAAGGCUUUGGAAUUGCAGUCUCUGGGGGAAAAGAUAAUCCACACUUUGAAAAUGGUGAACCUUCCAUUGUCAUUUCAGAUGUGCUUAUUGGGGGUCCAGCUGAUGGGUUUUUACAGGAGAAUGAUCGUGUAGUUAUGGUCAAUGGAACAGCUAUGGAUAAUGUUCUACAUUCAUUUGCAGUACAGCAAUUAAGAAAAUGUGGAAAAACAGCUGUCAUUGUGGUGAAAAGACCUCGCAAAGUUCAAGUUACAGCAUCAAGGCGGACCCCUUCUCCUGAGCCUGAUCCUCGAGCUUUUGACACUCUUGAUGAUGAGGAUGGACAUUUUGACCGUAGAAGUGCAUACAGUGGUUACAGUGAGAGCUGGCAAAGUGGAGGUGGCCGACGCAGCCGGGAAGCUAGUCCAGACCGAGGCUAUGGAAAAGAUCAGGAAAGAGGUCGAUCUUAUGAUCAGGAACCGGAUAAUGUCAGGGGAAGGAGUAGAGAACGAAAUCUAGAUGACGACCAUCACAGACGGGAACGCAGCCGAGGUAGAAGCGUGGACCGGGACUUAAGUGAAGAACGCAGGUAUAGGAAAGAUCAGGGAAAGAGUGUGGACAGGGAAGAGUCAUUUGCUCGUAGUUACAUUGGGGACUAUAGCCCAGAAAGAGGAAGCGUACAGAAAUCCCAAACGGACUACAGAAUUGAAAAAGACGUGCUUCACCGCAGUCGUGAUAGACUUCAGUCCCACAGUCCGUCACCUGAACCACACCGACAUGCAGCACAAAAGGGGCAGGAAAAGCCUGUCAGUGUACUCCUUGCCAAAAAGAGAAAGAAUGAAGAAUUUGGUUUGCGCCUGGGCAGCCAGAUUUUCAUUAAGGAAAUGACCGACGCUGGUUUAGCAACACGAGAUGGAAGCUUGAAUGAGGGAGACAUUGUUCUUAAAAUUAAUGGCACUGUGACCGAAAACAUGUCCUUAGCUGAUGCACGGAAGUUGAUUGAGAAGUCAAGAGGAAAACUGCAGCUGAUGGUGCAGAGAGAUGUCCAACAAACUUUGAUCAACAUUCCUUCUGUGCAUGACAGUGACUCUGACAUAGGAGAUAUUUCUGAGAUAGAGUCCAAUCAUUCUGGCUCCCCUGUGGAAGAUGUGAAAUUGCACCACUCAGACUCUCAUUCCUCUAAUGAGAAGCUAAAGGAUAAAACGGUCUCUAAAGAGGAUCCACCCAACCGACUGACCAAAAUGGGAGCCAUGCCGACUCCUUUUAGAGUGGUGAACCGAGCCGAGAGCCCUGCUCCUGUUAGUAUAAGCCCAGUGGUUCCAGAGAGCAGCCCAGAGCCAGUGUAUUUAGAAGACCUUCCAGUAGAAAAGCCUGUAGUGGUUCGAAAGCCGUUUCUGCAGCCUAGUCCUGAAGAUUUGGAGAUCUAUGGGCCUAAUACAAAAAUGAUUCAGUUUCGAAAAGGUGAAAGCGUAGGCAUGAGGCUUGCUGGUGGUAAUGAUGUUGGCAUAUUUAUUGCUGGUGUUCAGGAAGGAAGUGCUGCUGAGCAGGAAGGCCUUGAAGAAGGAGAUCAGCUGCUCAAGGUCAACACACAAGACUUCAGAUGCAUUGUUCGAGAAGAUGCAGUUUUAUAUUUGUUGGAAAUUCCCAAAGGAGAAGAAGUUACCAUUUUAACUCAGAGCAGAUAUGAUGUCUACAAAAACAUACUUGCCUGUGGCCGGGGAGAUUCGUUCUUCAUAAGGACUCAUUUUGAGUAUGAGAAAGAGGCUCAGCAAUUUUUAGGAUUCACAAGAGGCGAGAUCUUCAGGGUGGUUGAUACGCUAUAUGAUGGGAAGCUUGGCAGCUGGCUCUCUGUAAGGAUCGCCAAUGAAUUGGAGAAGGGACUUAUUCCAAGUAAAAGCAGAGCUGAUCAGCUGGCCAGUGUACAGAAUGCACAGAGGUCUGCAACUGGAGAUAGGGCAGACUACUGGAAAAAACGAGGCCAAAGAUCUGGAGGCAAGAAAGUGAAGAAAAGCCGAGAUGACCAGGCAUCUCUUUCUCUAAUCAGUACCAGGUUUCCUGCCUAUGAGAGAAUCUUGUUGAGGGAAGCUGGCUUUAAAAGACCGGUUGUGUUGUUUGGCCCGAUUGCUGAUGUAGCAAUGGAAAAGCUGGCAAAUGAUAUGCCAGAUUUGUUUCAAAUAGCAAAGACAGAGCCAAAAGAUGCCGGCUCGGAUAAGGCGAGUGGUGUAGUGAGGCUGAAUACUGUUAGACAGAUCAUUGAACUGGACAAACAUGCUCUUAUGGAUGUUACACCAAAAGCCGUGGACCUGCUUAACUAUACACAGUGGUUCCCUAUAGUUGUGUUGUUUAGCCCAGACAGUAAGCAAGGAGUGAAAACGAUGAGACAAAGACUGUGCCCUCAUUCAAACAAAAGCUCUCGGAAACUAUAUGAUCAAGCAAAUAAACUUAAGAAGUCCUGUAGUCAUCUAAUUACAGCCACUAUUAACCUAAACGCAUCUAAUGACAGCUGGUAUGGAAGCCUGAAGGAUAUAAUUCGAGAUCAGCAGACAGAGGCAGUCUGGGUUUCAGAAGGAAAGGCCGAUGGAGUAGAUGACGAUGAAGAUCGCAUGUCCUACCUGACGGCAAUGGGAGCAGACUACUUGAGCUGUGACAGCCGAUUAAUCAGUGACUUCGAAGACACCGACGGUGAAGGAGGAGCGUAUACAGACAAUGAACUCGAUGAAUAUGUUGAUGAUCCUGUACCGGUCUCUGCCAUUAGUCGAUCUUCCGAACCUGUCCACUUAGAAGAGAUCACCGUAAAACCAGUACCAGAGCCAAAGAGUCAGCUGAAAGGGGCAAGCAGCAAAGAAGUGCUACGAGAGCCCAGUCCUCCACCAUCAUUUAAACCAGAUCCUCCCAAGGUCAAAGCACAAAGCAAAGAUGAACUGUACGAUUCACCUCGCAGUUAUGAUGGUAAACGGAGUAGCUCUAGUGUAGCCAGCAGUGAAGCCUCAGCAGGAUCUGGCAAAGCUGGUCCACCCCCAACGGCCGCUAAACCUGCGUUUGCUACAAAACCCAUUAUAAAGCCUCCUGUCAGUGUUAUCCCUCCCGUGGGAAAUAAUGAAGGCUCAGUUGUUGAAGGGACAAAUGCCCCCAAGUCUGUUUUAGGGAAAGUGAAAAUUUUUGAGAAAAUGGACUUCAGUGCAAGACAACAAAGGAUGCAGGAGUUACACGAGGCACAAAAUGCACGGUUGGAGCUGGCACAGAAACUUCCGGACAUUUAUGCGGUACCUAUAAAGCCACAGAAAAAUGACCAAAAUCGAUCCCAGGCAGUAAGUUCCAGGCAACCAGAGCCUCAAAAACCACCAGGCUGGUCAUACACUGACAAUAGAAGAAGCUAUGGAAGUGAUGACGAAGAAGAGGACUAUCGUCGACAGUUGGCUGACCAAUCAAAACGUGGAUUUUAUUCAAAUAAAUACAGGGACACUGAGCUCUGAAUUGCUGCACAAAAGACAGAAUAUUAGUAUAUAUAUAUAUGUAUGGGUUAUACAUUUUUUUAAGUAUAUAAAAAAAAAAUAGACUUCAAAUCUACUGUAGCUGCAUCCUGCUCAUGUGUUAACUCAUUUGCACUGUUUGACCCAUAAUUCUAAUUUUUUAACACAUAGCUGGCAUUUGAAUAUAUUCUUAUACCAAACUGGAAAACCGCAACUAACUAUAGUAGGUACGUUGGGUAUUAUGUAAAUAUGAAAGGGAGGGUUCCUACUGGAAUGUUUUUGUCUUAUGUUUGUGAUAACUUGUGUUGUAAUUUUCACUAAUGACACACAAUCUUCGUUAUAGUUAGGGCUGUCUUCUGGCAUCAUUUUAAUGUCAACAGCCCUCAUUCCAUAGGAGCAAAGGGGUGUACAGCCGCUGGGCUGAGACCCCAAAGGGCAUACAAGAAUUUACUUUUUGAAAUAUUCUGAUAUGCCCUUAAUUUUAUUGGAUUUUAGUGCCUCAAGAUUUUUGGGAUCUCUGAUAGGUUGGGUUCCCUAAGAAAUAACACGCAUUGCUCAAUUUUAGUGCAUCUGUAUGUUUAGCAACCUCUCAGAUUCAGGUUUGUAGUGGGAAAAUAACAGCUAGAAAGGGAACAUUUUAACUGGAAUGCAAUGUGCAAUAAGGUUAAGAUUUGAUCAUUUCUGGCACCUGGCAAAACUUUUUUGUCUUGCUGUCAUUGCCAACUCAACAAAUGUGUUGGUUAUUUCUUGAGGCUCAGAUGUUUAUAAUCUGGCCCAGCUAAACUUCCGCUAUUCUGUUUGAGCCUUGCUUUGCUGUCUGUUUGCUCUUUCAUUUGUUUUUCAUCUGCGAGCGGACAUGUUCCCCCUGCUACUGCAGGAUGAGGAGUGGUGUAAGAUGUUGGGGAUGCAGAAUCGGAAAAACAAACUGGGGUGAUAUUGCCCCCUGGAAUCCUGGAGAGAAAAUAAUCUGGGAUGCAAGUCAGUUUGUCAUCUAUAAAGAAGUAACAUUCCAUCCAUCCAAAUUUUGCAUACCACUAAAUGAAACCUAUGGGAACAUACAGCCAUGCGCUGCCAAGGUUUAUGCACAGAAUUAUACGUUAAAAACAACAUUCCAAAUGUUUUGUUUUGGAAGUGCCUUUUGCAGAAAUGUCUUAAAACAUGCCUUGCAUUAUAGCAAAGCAAUGUAAACGUCAUGGCUGCUUCUUAGCAUUACGUUCUGUUUUCAAUCAUUCAGCUUGUAAAUGUCAAUGAAACUGUCCAGUCAAUGAGACUGUUACAAAUUAAGCUUGUAAACAUGAAAACUGUUAACAAAAAAUGUUUUCUUAUUGCCAUUAAUAAACUGAUUAAAAUGUG
Rana temporaria (common frog) is the source of this 4979-nucleotide messenger RNA. RefSeq names its product tight junction protein 2 (gene TJP2). The coding region runs from base 12 to 3629 and encodes 1205 amino acids. Gene Ontology annotation, cellular component: plasma membrane; bicellular tight junction. Lineage: Eukaryota; Metazoa; Chordata; Amphibia; Anura; Ranidae. The record is from RefSeq and is a predicted model, not a curated record. Gene Ontology annotation, biological process: establishment of endothelial intestinal barrier; cell-cell junction organization; protein localization to cell-cell junction. Gene Ontology annotation, molecular function: cell adhesion molecule binding. The transcript is spliced from 23 exons.